AUGUCAAACUACGAUGAUAUUGAUGAGAGGAGAGAUAUACCGACACACAGAAUGCGGUCAUUGUCUCUACCACAAGUAUUGUCCUGUCAUCUGAAUGAUGAAGCUCCUCAUAUCACCAACAUUGUGGGAUAUAAUUCACAGUACACAGAGUUGUCUGCCCUUGGUAGGAUGAUGGGUUUCAGUGGUAAGCCCUAUCUUACUUGUAAUACAUACAGAUUGACAGAUGAAGAUGGCAUUAAGGAGGAGGAGGAGGAAGAGGAGGAGAAAGAGGAGAAGAAGGAGGUAGAAGAAGAAGGGGACAAGUUUGAUGAUAAAGUCUCUUCUAUCAGAUAUGACAAGACUAUUGAGGCAUAUGAUAUACCGGACGUCAUCAGUCAGGAAGACAGCAGUAGUACUGAACCAGAACUGUACUGCUUUGAAGACUUUGUGUCUGGUAUUCAUGAAGUACCACUCCCCACAGUGUUCACUGUGUCUGCGAAAGACAGAACUGGAUUAUCACGAUCAGAUAGCCUCUUUACACCAAUUGUUACGGGAAAAGCAGCCGGUAGAGAGUUACAAAGGUCCAAGACUCUGCCGAUCAUUAGAAGUCCUGUGACAACUUCAACAGAGAAUAAAGAAUCGGCUACCACAGCACAGUUUCUAACACAACAAACCAACGACAAAAAUGCUUGGCUGCAGACCCCUAGUCCUGACAGCUCAGAGUACUCAGGGUCAUGUGACAGUGAAAGCGGAAGAAUCCUGGUCCGCAGCAAGUCUCAAAAGAUCCGACCCAGAAGCCUUAGCCGUGAACGACGACGAAUCUUCCACAAAAAUCAGAACCAAGGUGAUGGGUCGGCCUGGAAUUUUGAUGACGACACAGACUCGACUGCGUCUUCGGAAACAAUGACCAGCGGUGCCUCAGAGGAUGGUCACCAGCGUCCAUCUAGCCAGUUGUUCUACACAACACCUCCAAAGGCUAACAUGGUGCGGAAUCAGGAAGAGAAAAGACUGGAGAGCUCGGGUGGACUUUACAAGAUUGGACGACGUCUGAGUCAGAAGGAUAAAGGCAAGGAUAAUCUGUGGCAGCAGAGACAAAGAUCUGUCAGUUUGGACUGUGGAGAUGGAAGGAAAAUCAAGAUUUUUAUGAGUGAGAAUGAGAAUACAGGAGUAGCCGAUGUGCCAGCACUCUUGCCUUCGUCCCCAGGAUUACCUGCUCACAUGAUGAACUUCGGGGCAAUGAGCACGCCAAACAGGCCGAAAACACUCACAGUUGCGACACCGAAGAAAAGGGGGUCUACAAGUAGUGAGGCUGAUGUCAUUACCCCAAACCGACUUUACGAUAAGAGGAAAACAGACAGAGAAAGGAAGGGUUCUCCUGAGAGUCAAGCCCUUUUUGAGGCAGUGGAACAACAGAACAUAGACCUAGCCAAAACUGUACUUGAAGCUGGUGGAUUACACAUCAAUAGUACAAAUAGUGAGGGGUUAACUCCCCUUGAUGUGGCGGUAAUGACCAAUAACAUCCCCAUGGCAAAGAUGUUGUUGCUACACGGCGCUCGGGAAAGUCCACUCUUCCAGAAGAAUGUUGACAGUCGGUCAGACAGACUGGAUGCACUGGUAUCAGAGGCAGAGAAGAGGGUUGUUGACUUGUCGGCCAUUAUUCUCAACACCUCGACAAACAAUGGAUAUAUAUCUAACACACAACAGAAGGAGAAUGAACGACAGCUAAAUCACUGGGAAUUCCGACACAAGCUUCUGAAGAGAAUGAAGGCAGGAUAUGACCAUGCCCGUGUGCCUGACCCCCCUAGUUGUGUGAGCCUCUCUGUGGCGAGUAGCUCCUCCCUACAGGUCCGAUUUGAUGAGCCUCUAAAUCACAAUGGCGCAGUCGUCACCAAGUAUAAAGUGGAGUGGAGUUGCUUUGAAGAUUUUGUACCCCUGGCUGGGGACAAGAUUGUUGAAGACAUGCGUCACCUAGAGUACGAGGUUCCUGGCCUGGUGAAAGGCAAUAAGUACUACAUCCGAGUUUCGGCUUGGAACAUGAAAGGAUACAGCUCGUACACCCCUGCACAGCCGACCUAUGCAGUGCCAUCUUCUUGGAGAGAUGUUGAAGGAUCAAUGGCUCCUAGAACUAAUGGCAAAUUGGAGCAUUUAGCGGGAAUCUUUUCGAAUGUAAAACAACUUCGCCCUGCAGAUGCUUCAGAGCUAAAAGAAAAUGCCGGCAGUGAUUCUCCUCAACAGCGCAAGAGAAAGAGUAUAAAAAAUUUGUUUACCUCAGCACCAAAAUUCCAGAAGGCAUUUAAAAGGGGAGUGUACAUGGCUUGCCUUCUGUACAAUGGAGACAAGGUAUUUGUAACAUCAGAUGAUCAGCUACCCGUGGUGGAGGUGGACGAGAACUUUGCUGGACCUGCUGUUUAUAAUGACCUCCACUGGUUGAUGAAGAUUUCGUGUAACUGGGACGACGUGAAAUCAUUUCGUCAGGACAUGGAUAAGAACACCAGUGCAGGCACCAUGCAUUUUCGUAACAAACUCCUACAGGCAAUAUCAGUAUUACAGAGUGCUCUUGGAGUGAAUGACCUUGGUCAGUUCUACCACAAACCUUUGAAGGACAACAAUGGUAGCAUUAUCCUGACUACUGUAAACGACAUCAAGGAAAUGAAGUCAGUGUGUCUCGGCUCUGGAAAAUGGGUCAACUUCGCUAAGCUGCUUAGACGUACUUCCACACCCAAUUCCGGAGGAUCAAGCACCGAAUCCACGGACUCGAUGGAUAUUCUAGUCAACUCUUUGUCUGAGAUGGUCGCCUACCAUCAAACGAGUACAGUACCACUAAAUAAAGGCCUUUACUUGGGAUACCUCAAAGUCCAAGUGUCUGUUGAACUCAUUCAGCUCCUUGUUCCCAGUAAGGCCCCCAACAAUCUCCCGAACAUCCGACUCCGUAGCUGUCCCAACAUAUCCAAAGAGGAAUGGGAGUGGUUACAGGAUGUCAGCACUGGCAGAUCAACAGCUUCCCCUAGUACCACACAACGUCGCUUCCAGAAAGAGUUGAUGGAGGGUGCUGAUAAACUGUUUGACAUGCUAGAUAUUCCAGAAAACCUUGCAAAAAUUCAUCGAAUUUAUGAUCUAGAAGUGGUGGAGGUGAGCAGUAAUGUGACUUUCCUACUGCUGCUGCCCCCGAUAGAAAAUGUAUGCAUCGUCCCAGGACAGGCUGACGAUCUCACCUCAAAGCGAGACUUCAUGCUUCUUCCUGUCAAAGUUUUUGAAACAAUCCACCUGAACACAUACCAGUCUCAGCUCUUAAGUAAAUACUCACGCCUCUCCUCUCUACUUGAGAUGGAUCUUGCCCUGGCACAGCAAGCCCAAAGAGAGGCAUUUUCGUCUGGUGAAUUAAGUUCUGCAAAGUUGAGAGUAGACAAACUAAACACAUUACAGCAACAUUUAGACUUUGCCUGGAAAAGUACACGAUGGGUGAUGGACAUCAUCACAUACGCUCGUGAUAAAUCUGUGCAUGGAGGGACAUCAGUCAGUCUCAUAACUGCCACAGACAAGGAAGUAGACACACCAAAUUAUCACGGAAAAUCAAAUGGCAAAAUUCUGGAUAAUAAUAAUUCCCAACCAAGUUGUGGAUCGAGUGCAUGUGAUUCGAAUGAAAUUAGUGUUGGAAAAGACAAUAGAAAGAUUGCAAAAUUUUACGAUCCCACAGAGGAUGUUCAACAAACAAAUGGACAUAUUCAAAAGGAGAAAGAAUCUACACCUGUGGAGGUUAAAUCUCCCAUGUCAAACCUGUCAGGAUCACCAACAGGUAGUUCUGGAAUCCUGGAAGUGUAUGCAGCCUACGAAACGGGACUAUCAAAGGGUACGAGAGUGAGGCUGCAUGUUACUUCAAAAACAACGGCAAGAGAAGUUGUCCAUCUUGUUGUGAAACAUCUCAACAAGGCCCUGGUAAUGAAAGGGAAAUCAGGGCCAACCUAUUCCGAAGAACAAAUUGUAGACUUCUGUCUGGUGGCUGUGAUUGGUGCAAGGGAGAGAAUUCUCCGUGAUGACUAUCAGCCACUACGGCUGCAAAAUCCAUGGACAAAGGGAAGAUUAUUUGUGCGAUCAAAAAAUAAUCUUUUAGCAGCGAUUCAGCAAGGCCAUGCUACGGAGGUGUGA
Molecule: messenger RNA, 4122 nt
Organism: Ylistrum balloti
Lineage: Eukaryota; Metazoa; Mollusca; Bivalvia; Pectinida; Pectinidae
Product: ankyrin repeat and fibronectin type-III domain-containing protein 1-like
Exons: 25
Coding region: 1-4122 (1373 amino acids)
Biological process (GO): regulation of establishment of bipolar cell polarity; signal transduction; establishment of mitotic spindle orientation
Cellular component (GO): spindle
Molecular function (GO): protein binding
Source: RefSeq, a predicted model, not a curated record